Molecule: messenger RNA, 975 nt
Organism: Ceratitis capitata (Mediterranean fruit fly)
Lineage: Eukaryota; Metazoa; Arthropoda; Insecta; Diptera; Tephritidae
Product: putative gustatory receptor 39b
Exons: 1
Coding region: 1-975 (324 amino acids)
Biological process (GO): sensory perception of taste
Cellular component (GO): membrane
Source: RefSeq, a predicted model, not a curated record
AUGGAGGAGCAGUUGUGUGGCUGGCUACGCGUGUGCAUAGUAUUUGGUAUUUACAUGCGACCACCGAAUGAUCGAGUCGGCGACAUCAACGGUAAGGCGAGCAUACGCUCUACACGUCAACUUCUCCCGCCGCAACAACUCUACAUCUGCCUCAUUGCAUUGACACUCUGCGCACUCUACAUACACGGCCUGUGCUGGUGUGGCAGUCUGCCCACACUGCAGCUCACCUGGGUCGCCAGCCUCAUACUCUUCAGCUUUCAAGUGCUCACAAAUUUUCUUAUACUCAUGGAGACUGUGUGGCGUCACCGCCAACACGCCGCCUUUCUACAGCUUCUCGCACAGAUUGAGGUCGCGUUGAAGCUACGCUUACGCCAGUGUACGCACAGUGCGGCGUUACAGCGUAAUUUGUGUUAUAUAAUCGUUCGCCUCGUAGUUUUCUCACUCGUCACGCUGAUACUCUUCAUGAUCACCUCGAUUUGGUUGAAUUAUAUUGGUUUCUUUUGGAAUGGACUCUGGUCCAUAUUGACGAUGCGUAUACGCGUUAUACAGUUACUAUUGUACGUGCGUAUGUUGCAACAUUACUUGGAGUGUCUCUGCGUGAAAUUGCAACAAGUCGUCGAAUUCCAUGUGUCGCCACAGCGUCAGCUGUUGGACAUUGAUUAUAGCCGUUUGACUACGGUGGAGUACCUGCUGGCCAUAAAGGAGGUCUACACGCUUAUUCAUGACGCAUUUCAGCUACUCAACUACUGUGCUGGCUGGUCGCUCUUUGGCAUUGUGGUGUGCUUUAUGUUCGAUGUGAGUUGUAAUGUCUAUUGGACGGUGUUGAGUUUGGACAAUUGGCAGAAUCGGCGUUAUUAUUAUAUAGCGGGACCAGUGGCUCUGCUGCCGCUACUUGUCAUUAUUUGCUAUUUAUGCGUUUUGUGCGGCAAAUGCAAGGAGUUGGUAAUUUUUCGACUUAAAAUCUAUAUAUUUUAA